Cydia amplana is the source of this 3303-nucleotide messenger RNA. It is a transcript of the gene crm, whose product is annotated as protein cramped. Gene Ontology annotation, cellular component: nucleus. Lineage: Eukaryota; Metazoa; Arthropoda; Insecta; Lepidoptera; Tortricidae. The transcript has 21 exons. Gene Ontology annotation, molecular function: chromatin binding. The record is from RefSeq and is a predicted model, not a curated record. Gene Ontology annotation, biological process: pattern specification process.
GGGUUUUUGUUUGACAUCGACCAAUUAGUUUAUUUAUUUUAAUAAACUUUUACAUAAUAAAUUGAAUAUGUGUUUUUUGGAAAAUGUGAGAUAUAUACUGAGACUAUUCUUUGUCUAACAAGGCUCAACAGCCAAUCAUGCCGAAUAAGGAGCUCAACCGUGCCCAGGGAGCGGAGGUCAAAGCUGUGCCGCCAGUGGUACAAAAUGUGAUUCCAACCAAGACAGCAGCUGGAGCCGUGGCUGCAAAGACUGGUGUUGCCAAGACAACCACAAAAGACAGCGCGAUGUCACCAGGCGCUGCUCCGGCCGCGCACGCCAGCAGCGAGCUGCUGGGAUCCCUGACCACGCAGCAGCAGCAGCGCACCAGCGCCCGGGUCAUUAAGAAGCUGAGGACUGAACCAGUUCCUGAUCCUGACAAGAGAGAUAUACCAGAAUGCGACACUCCAAGCAAAAUCGACGAGAAAGAACUAAAAUUCCCCACAGUCAAACAGCGCAUGCCCAAAGCUCUCUGGUCGGCUGACGAGAAGAGUCUCUUCUUCGAGGCUUUAAACGAGUACGGCAAAGACUUUGAUGCCAUCACCACUCACAUUUGUGCCAAGAUGAAAAAGAAGGGUAUGCCGGACGUCAAUCUGAAGACGAAGACGCAAGUCAGCCAUUUUUAUUACAGGACCUGGCAUAAACUGUCGAAGCAUGUGCAUUUUGGGGAAAACGUGAAGAAAGUAGCCCAGGAGCUCUACGCUCUAAUCAACUACGGUGAGCUCAGAAAGAAGCUGGUCUCAGUGAGCGAGAAGACUUGCGCGCGUCUACACGAGAUGGUGCUAAGUGGCAGCAUGGUGGUUCGACACCGUGGUAGGAACGUCCGUGUUAGGACUCCUAUGUGCCGUGCGUUGCGAAGACUCAAUCAGAUCACAGAGCGGUCGCUGGCGGUGGGCGUGUGCGCGCUGGCCACGGUGUCGCUGCGCGCGCGCACGGCGGGCGCGUGGGCGCGCGUGCAGGCCGCGGCGCACAACCCGCGCGCCUGCGUGCAGCUCUCGCCGCGCACGAAGCUGCACGCGCUGCUCAGGGCGUUGGGGAAGCGGUGGCACGGGAAGAUGAAGCUUGUAUCCUUUUCAUUGGAGAAUAUAGUGGAGAUGGAACCCGAAGAGCCGGAACCAGUACGGCCUGAAGAAAAUGAUGAUGACCUGGAAGACCACCUCAACCUGGAAACCGACAGGAUUAUAGUGCAAGAACAAAAGUUAGCAAAGCGACCGGUACUCCACGUGGGCCCCCGACCCACGACUACAGUCAGACUACCGGUGGUCCGAGCCAGCGAGCAGCUCUCCAGCCAGAAGAUAUGCUUCUCCAGCUAUCUGCAGCGCAUGUACUCGCAGGACAAGGAAGCCAGUGAGUAAAUUUUGAUUUCAGCCAAAAUCCGCACCCCGAAACGACACCAUAAAGACAGCAGUGAGAAAGACAAGGAACUAGAACAGAAACGGCCGCGGUUGGAAAGUGAGCCCAAACUCGACAUCGACGAGACCGCCGUCGACGGGAUCGAGCUCAUGGCCAACUAUAAGACAAAUCAGGAAGACGAAGAAAAACCUAGCACCGAGGACGAGAAAGAGAUAAAAUCAGAAGAAACCGCCGAGGAAGAGGGAGACAAGGAAGGCGAAAGAGACAAGUAUAUGUCAGAGAGAGAGAAGGACAGCUUCUCCGAGAUGGAAGAUGAUGAGAAGUUGUAUAUCAAAAGCGACAGUGAUAAUGAGAGUGAUAAGGAUAAGGGAGAAAAAAAGACGACGUUUAAGAAUUUAAAGGUGAAAUUCCGAAUACGCCCCAAGAAACGCGGCGGUACCAUUUACACCCUGGUCAACGAGGACGAACCGAAAGCAGAGGAGCCUAAGGAGGAGGAACCUCCUGACAUUGACGUUGACAGUGCCGUCAAACAGAUUAGAAAGGGAUGGAGUGUGUACGACGCGGGCGAUCUGACUAUUGGAGACUUGUAUCUUAUGUUCGGCGCCCGCUCCAAACUGGACCUAGACUACUGGUGGGCGGAACCCACCCCUCCCCUCCCCAUAAAGGAGGUCGAGAAAACCCCUCCCCUAGAGAAAAGGCCGGAGCGCACCCCUGACAAGGGCACUGACAGCUCCUUGGAAGAUGAGAAAGAGAGACGGGAGAGUGACUCGGACAUGUUCUCUCCUAAGGCUUCCGGGCAGGAUAGUAAUGAUGGCUCUGGGGAUGAACGGAAACUGGAACACCUAGUAUCGUCUCCGGAGAGAAAACCAAGUGUUAGCAGCCUCAACCUCGCCAGCAAGCUGGUCAACCGGCCCGCGGCCGCGGCAACCGCGCCGCCCGCCGACGGGUUCAGCCAAGUCAGCGAAAGAUUGAAACGUCUGUUAGCGCUGGCGGGCAACCCGCACUUGGGCGGCGCGCUCGCUCGCUGCUCGUGUGGCCACGUCUGCUCGCAGAGGAAACAUCAGCCUAAGCCGCCGCCGCCGUCGCCGCGGCCCGAGCCGGUUUUCCGGCACCCCACGCCCAUCGCGCCCAAGCCCGCCAACGAGGCGCCGCUAUCGAUGUCGCUGUCGGACCUGCCCCGCUGGCGGCGCGGCAGGCCGCGCGCCGCCGACCGCCGCGUCGUGGUGCAGCGCCUGCUGCCCUUACUGCCGAAGCUGCCCCCACCUAGCAACCUGAUCCCGGUAAAGAUCGUGCCGAAUUCGCCGUCGGUGCCGCCGCGUAUCUUGCCCAAGCCUCCGCAUACAUCCACCAACGACCUGUCAUUAUUCUACGUGCUGAGCGAAUCAAACGGUCAGUUUUUCUUUCACGACGGCGACCGCCGCAUACCGAUUUCGGCGCAGGACGAUACUGAAGAAGGUAAUAACACUGAAGAAGACAUCCAAGACGAGUCGUACGACAGUAAAGAAGACACGAAAGAAUUCAAAAUCGACAUAUCAGCUACGGAGGUCGAGAAACGAGUGGCGAGCAAGCAGGACGAGACGAACGAGCCGGACUCGAGCGAGCCGAGCCAGCCGAGUGACUCGAGUCAGAGGGAGAAGGAGAAAGCUGAAGGGGGAGAUAUCGCCAACUUCCUGCCCUCGGAGUCGAUGUCGCUGUCUCCGUCGCGGCUGCUGGCGGGCGACGGCUGGCUGGCGGGCGCGCACGACUUCAGCCUCAGCUCCUUCCUCGGCCAGCUGGAGCCGCCGCCCUCCGAGCAGGUGCGUCAUGUGGACUCCCACCUGCAGUCCCUUAUGGCGGAGUCCAGCGUAGACUACGUGGCUAAAUUCGCGGACCUCGCUGCUGAAGUCAGUGAUGAGAGGCCGCCGCUCACUUGAA